UUGGUGGGGGCGGUGAGGGACCUGGAUAAAGGCUGGGGGGGCGCUGGCCCGAAAAAGGUUGAGAAACACUGCUAACCCGUUAUAGAGAGAAACUUUCCACUGGAAAGAGUCGCAAGACGCCCUGGUGGAGCUCUGGGAUCUGCAGCUGUAGGCAGCGGUAAAACAAUAUUGCUACAUUUAAGCUGUGAUAACUGGAGUUCCACAUAUUUUAUAGCCUAAAUCCUCUGUGGAAAACCGGUUAGCGAGUUGCUAACAUGUAAACAAAUGGCGGUUCCGGCGGAAGUCGCGCCCAUAAAUCACGCAAAGCAUCAUGGGGGCUCGGAAUAAAGUGGAUUAAAAACAGAAUGUCGGGUUAUUUGGUUUCCUGUCGGACCGGAUCUUCCAGCUGCUGUUUGUUUUCAGGCUGCAGAUCCACACAGCGCCACCAUGUGGAGGAAAACGGUUCUGCUGCUGCUGCUGCUUCACAUCAUGGAAGCUGCAGUGGCGCCGCCCUGCUGGCAGGGGGCGACCUUCCCGGGGGCCGUGGUGACCCCGGCGGCGGACAGCAGCGGCAUCGUGCGCGUCCCGGCCGCGGCGUCGCUCCAACGGUGUGUGGCGGCGUGCUGCGGCCUCCCAGGCUGCGACCUGGCCUGGCGCUUUCAGGGCCGCUGCUACGUCCUGAGCUGCCAGCAGGGGGCCGACUGCCAACCCCGGGUCCGACCCGGCGCCGACUCGGUUCUGGCCUUCCUGCAGCGUCCGGCCCGCUCCCUGCUGCGGUCCCUGGGGAGGCCGGCACCGUUUGGCCGGACGCGGCGGCCCGGCGGCGACCUGGAGGCCCUCAGGGGCCCGGUUCUGUUCGACGGCCCCGACCCGACCUGGUCCGACCCGGCGGACCUGGAGGCGGAUUGGUUCCGGGACGCGUUUAACCAAUCACAGGAAGCGGAUCCUGGAGGGGCGGAGUCAGACAGCAACCUGACCGGAACCAGAACCGCGGGUCAGGAGGAGCGGACCAGAACCACAGAACCAGCUGGUCCGGCUGCAGCAGAGGGAACGGCAGGAAGUCAGAGACCCGAGUUUCCUCCGUCUGCGGCGCCUGUCGCUGACCCCGCCCCUACGGGUCACAUGACCUCGCCUGGUGAUGUCAUCAGGACCACGGUGCGCCCAGCAGGUCAUCCCAUGGGGGACCUGGUGGAUCCGGUGGACCUCGGCGCCACUGUGACAUCAGAACCAACCGGUUCUUCUGAAGCCGGGAACAGAACUUCAGAACCUCUGAAGGUUCUCCAGGCUCCAACCACAGACCCGCUGAUCCAGGUGACCUCUGACCUCUCCUCCUCAGCCGCUCUCCCCCCGACUACUGCAGCAGAACCCCAGGGGCCGAACCGAGCCCCUCUGGCCGCUGUGGGUCCGGACCUCCGUCUGGUUCUCCCUCUGAGUGCCAGCCUGUUGCUCAACGGCAGCGGCAGCACCGACGACCGCGGCGUUAGCGGCUACAGCUGGGAGGUGGUGAGCGGUCCUCCUGGGUUGCGGCUGCAGGAUGCCGACAGGGCGGUUGCCAUGGCGACGGGCCUAAGAGCGGGGCGCUACGCGUUCAAGCUGACUGUGUCGGACCAGCAGGGGGCGACAGACAGCGCCCUUCUGUCGGUGCGGGUCCAGGAAGCCCGCAGUCUUCCUCCAGUGGCGCACGCCAGCGGCAGCCAUGUUCUGGUUCUGCCCAACAACUCCGUGGUUCUGGAGGGGUCGGUUACUGACGGAGACCAGACGGAGGUCCAGUACCGGUGGAGCAGGGACAGCCAGAGUCCAGCAGCCGGGGAGGUUCUGUUCGGCUCGGAGACCCGGCGCGUCCUGUACCUGUCGGACCUGGUGGAGGGAACCUACCUGUUCCAGGUGAGGGUGACGGACGCUCAGGCCCGGGUCAGCACCGCCACUGCCACCGUGGAAGUCCGGCCAGAACCAGGCGGCGGCCAGCAGGUGGAGCUGGAGAUGCUGGUGGCAGUGUCUCAGGUAAGCGUGGCUCAGAGGGACACACUGGUCCGGCAGCUCGCCGCACUGAUCCACGUCCUGGACCGGGACAUUCGGGUCCGGGCGCUGCAGGGACGGACCCAACUCAGCACGGUUCUGCAGUUCUGGGUCCAGGGCCCAACCGGACCCGUCCCGGCCUCCAGCCUGGUGGUUCUGCUCAGGAAGCAGCUGCUCCGAGACAAGAGCGACUUCCUGCUAUUCAAGGUGCUGAGAGUCGACACUGUGGCGUGCGAGCUGAGCUGUUCAGGGCGGGGCCAGUGUGAACCAAUCACCAAGCAGUGCUCCUGUGACCCGUUCUGGACGGAGAACCUGAUCCGGCUCUACCUCGGGGACGGAGAGAGUAACUGUGAGUGGAGGGUUCUGUUCGUGAUCCUGAGCAGCUUCCUGACGAUGGUCCUCAUCCUGUCGCUCAGCUGGACCUUCGUCUGCUGCAGCCGGAGGAAGAAGCAGAGGAAGGGCAGGAAGAAGACCCGGUACACCAUCCUGGACGACAUGGACGAGCAGGAGCGGCUGGAGCUCCGGCCCAGAUUCAGUCUGAAGCACCGCAGCACGGAGCACAACUCCAGCCUCAUGAUGUCCGAGUCGGAGCUGGACAGCGACCAGGACUCCGUCUUCAGCCGGCCGGUCCGCAACCGGAACCGGGUCAGCUCCCGGGCCGCGCGCAACGGGAACGCCUUCGGGUGAAGACAGGAAGUCCGGGGGGACAGUGAGGAAGUCUGGACGGCGCCUCCUGGUGGCGGCACGUUUGGUUCAGAGGAUUCAUUCAUGAAGCAAAGACUUGGCCUGCAGGGGGCAGCACCAGGACGAGUUCAGGUUCUGUUCAUCCGGGUUCUGUUCCUUUAGUGUCGCUGCUCGUUUUGAACCAUCAGAACCAGAACCGGACCCAGCUGGGAUUGUUUAGCGUCCUGGUGAACCCAAACGUCUCAGCAGAACCAGCUCCAUGUCGCUUCACGCCUCGUGAUUUAACUGAACCACUUUAAUUUCCUCUGAUGGUCAAAGUUUCAGGAGCUGAACAAAUAAAACAUGAAUCAGUUUAUUUCAGAUCAAACGUACAAACAUCCAAAGUUUUCCAGAAUAAUCCGAGACACUAACCCAACAUCCAACAAACCCACAGAACUCCAUCUGCAGCAGAACCGACCCGGUUCCAGCAGGAACCCAGAUUCUGGAUUCAUCCAAAAUCCAUCAGAUUAAAGUCAACAUGAAACUUCAA
Messenger RNA from Poecilia reticulata (guppy), 3208 nucleotides. Its product is annotated as KIAA0319 ortholog. NCBI's taxonomy places the organism in Eukaryota, Metazoa, Chordata, Actinopteri, Cyprinodontiformes, Poeciliidae. Gene Ontology annotation, biological process: neuron migration. Gene Ontology annotation, cellular component: plasma membrane; cytoplasmic vesicle. The record is from RefSeq and is a predicted model, not a curated record.